AUGCUUAAAUCGAAAACUUUUGUUAAGAAGACCCGUUCGGGUGGGGUCAUGAAAAUAGUCCGUGAGCAUUACCUGAGAGAUGAUAUCUGGUGUGGCAGCGAAGUUUGUGUGGAGUGUAAAGACGAGACACCGGUGCUGCAAAAGGAUGCCUGCAUUGAAAGCAAUUUAUGUACAUUUCCACACUAUUUGAUUCCGGACACCAACGUAGUAAUACAACAGAUCGAUAUUCUUGAAGAUCCCCUGAUAAGGAAUGUGAUCAUCCUACAGACUGUAUUACAAGAGGUUAGACACAGGAGUGCUCCUAUUUAUAAACGAAUCAAAGAUGCUAUUCACGACAAGGAAAAACACUUCUACACUUUUACCAACGAGCAUCACAGGGAAACGUUUAUCGAACGGGAACAAGGAGAAAGUGCCAACGAUCGCAAUGACCGUGCCAUUCGAGUCGCGGCCAAGUGGUACAGCGAACAUCUUAGCAAAGCUCCCGACGCCGGGGACCUUAAAGUGGUUCUGCUGACCAAUGACCGAGACAACAAGGAGAAGGCAGAGAAGAGUGGUCUAAUAGUUUAUAAAUGUGAGGAGUAUGUGAAAAGCUUGAUAGCCAAUCCUGAGCUUGUGGAUCGACUUGCCUUAACAUCUGAUGAACAAAAUGAAAUCACCGGCAGCCGAGUCGUGUUUCCAGAGCAUUUGCCUCUGUCCAAGAUUCAGGCUGGCAUUAAGAGUGGGACCUUCCUGCAAGGAACUUUCCAUGCCAACAGAGACAACUACUUAGAAGCCAAAGUCUAUGUCCACGGGGAAGGCGAUGAAAGCACGGAGGUGCUGGUUCAGGGUCUCUUGAACUUGAAUCGAGCUGUGCACCAGGAUGUGGUGGCAGUCGAACUGUUGCCCAGAGAGAACUGGGUCGCCCCUUCCUCUGUAGUGCUCAUCGAUGAUGCUCAGAAUGAUGAAGAUGCGGAGGAAGAGGAGGCAGAGAAAAAAGUGAGAAAAGCCUUGGACAGCAAACCAGCACAGGGAAGCACGUUAAAACCCACAGGACGAGUGGUUGGAAUCAUUAAGAGAAAUUGGAGGCCUUUCUGUGGAAUGCUGUUACAGUCACAUAUCAAAGAGUCAACCAGGCACCUGUUCACUCCGGCAGACCGACGAAUCCCGAGGAUCCGUAUCGAGACCCGACAGGCCUCCACAUUAGAGGGUCAGAGGAUUAUGGUGGCCAUUGACGGCUGGCCCAAGAACUCCAGAUACCCUAAUGGACAUUUUGUGAAGAGUCUGGGCAGUGCUGGAGAUAAGGAGACUGAGACGGAGGUUCUGCUGCUGGAACACGAUGUACCUCACCUACCUUUCUCUCAGGCUGUGCUCAGUUUCCUGCCCAAGAUGCCAUGGAGCAUCACAGAGGAGGAUCUGAAAGUCAGAGCAGACCUAAGACAUCUCACUGUGUGCAGCGUGGACCCUCCAGGCUGCACGGAUAUCGAUGACGCUCUACACUGCCGAGAACUAGAGAAUGGAAAUCUGGAGGUUGGUGUUCACAUAGCAGACGUGAGUCAUUUUAUACGACCUGGAAACGCGCUGGACCAAGAGGCAGCCAGCAGAGGGACUACGGUUUACCUGUGCGGAAAGCGAAUUGAUAUGGUCCCUGAAUUACUCAGCUCUAAUCUCUGCUCUCUACGGUCUAAUGUGGAAAGGUUAGCAUUUUCCUGCAUUUGGGAGAUGAACCAAAAUGCUGAAAUCAUCAGCACACGUUUCACAAAGAGUGUCAUCAACUCCAAGGCCUCCUUGACAUACGCUGAAGCUCAAAUGAGAAUCGAUGACACCAGCAUGAACGAUGACAUCACCAAGAGUCUAAGGGGCUUAAACAAGCUGGCAAAGAUCUUAAAGGGACGGAGAAUCGAGAAAGGGGCGUUGACUCUCUCCUCCCCUGAAGUGCGUUUCCACAUCGAUAGUGAGACUCAUGACCCGAUAGAUCUACAGACUAAAGAGCUCAUGGAGACUAACUCGAUGGUGGAGGAAUUCAUGUUACUGGCCAACAUCUCAGUGGCUCAGAAGAUUUAUGAGGAGUUCUCCGAGUGCGCUCUGCUCAGAAAACAUCCAGCCCCACCACCGUCAAACUACGACAUUCUCAUCAAAGCCGCCAGUUCAAAGGGUCUGGUUAUCUACAUAGAUUCAGCCAAAGCAUUGGCAGACUCUCUCAACGACGCUCAAGUCGAGGGCUUCCCGUACUUCAACACGCUGCUCCGUAUCUUAGCAACACGCUGCAUGAUGCAGGCUGUGUAUUUCUGCUCUGGCAUGGACAGCGACUUCCAACACUAUGGUUUGGCCUCGCCCAUCUACACUCACUUUACCUCACCUAUCAGGAGGUACUCUGAUAUCAUUGUGCAUCGGUUGUUAGCUGUGGCUAUCAACGCAGACAGCACCUACCCAGACCUGAUGGACAAACACAAACAGGCAGCAUUGUGCAAUAACCUCAACUACAGACAUAAAAUGGCCCAGUAUGCACAGAGGGCGUCAGUGGCGUUGCACACUCAGCUGUUUUUCAAGAACAGAGGGAUCCUAAACGAAGAGGGAUUCAUCCUUUUCGUGAGGAAGAACGCCAUCAUCGUCCUUAUUCCAAAGUUUGGGCUGGAGGGUACAGUGUUCUUUGAGAACAAAGACAAACCUAGUCCUCGUCUGAGUUUCGACGAAGAGGGCCCUACUCUGACUGUAGAAGAUCACCCCUUCCACAUGUUUGAUAAGGUCAAAGUAACCAUCAGCUUGGAUUCGUCAAACAUUCAACACCAGAAGAUUAGAAUGGCCCUCUCCGAGCCUGUGAUCCCAGGGGUCAGCGUGUCGAUGCCAGAGACGGAACCCGAGGCCAAGAAACCCAAGCUGGAUCGCUGAGAUUUGAACACCCUCCCCCAAAAACUUUCAAGUCAAGUUAUGUAUGUACUUUCUUUACUUUUGUAAGUGAAUGUAAAUAUGCUUUGCUCUUUUUUUUUUUUUCUUCCACAGAUUGUCUUACCGGUUAAUGCAAAAUUUGUGUUUGUUAAUGAUAAUUCUUGACUUGGGGAAAGAGAGGCUUUGAUCUCACUGUUGGCACAGAGUAAUAGGAAUGUGACAGACUUUGUGAGAACAUCCAGAUUGGUCGUACUGGU
Molecule: messenger RNA, 3119 nt
Organism: Chanos chanos (milkfish)
Lineage: Eukaryota; Metazoa; Chordata; Actinopteri; Gonorynchiformes; Chanidae
Gene: dis3
Product: DIS3 exosome endoribonuclease and 3'-5' exoribonuclease
Exons: 21
Coding region: 1-2865 (954 amino acids)
Biological process (GO): rRNA catabolic process; nuclear mRNA surveillance of mRNA 3'-end processing
Cellular component (GO): nuclear exosome (RNase complex); cytoplasmic exosome (RNase complex)
Molecular function (GO): 3'-5'-RNA exonuclease activity; endonuclease activity; RNA binding
Source: RefSeq, a predicted model, not a curated record